Messenger RNA from Aspergillus melleus, 417 nucleotides. Its product is annotated as EthD domain-containing protein. The record is from RefSeq and is a predicted model, not a curated record. Lineage: Eukaryota; Fungi; Ascomycota; Eurotiomycetes; Eurotiales; Aspergillaceae. Bases 1 to 417 code for a protein of 138 amino acids. Gene Ontology annotation, molecular function: oxidoreductase activity. The transcript has a single exon.
AUGUCCGUCCGGCUCAUCAUAACCGCCUGCCGCAAGCCCGACCUCUCCCCUGAAGCCUUCAGAACCCACUACGAAGCCCACGUCGAGCUGAUCAAGCGCCUCGCCGCUGACACCUUCCCCCUCUGCCAUCGACGCAGCUAUCUCCUUCGCACGACCGUCUCCGUUCCUCCUGACGAUGCCACCUCCCGCAACUCCAACACCCCAGCAACCGUGCUGAAGGGCGCGCAGUCGGACUUUGACUUUGAUGUCACGGCGGAACUCACUUUUGUCGACCAGGCUGCGUUGGAUCGGUUUGUGGCAAGGGUGCAGGAGCCGGAUGUGGCUAAGGAAAUUGCCGCGGAUGAGGAGAUGUUUGUGGAGAGGUCUACGGUUGUGGUUGCCAUGCUUGAUGGGGUUUGGGAGACGAGGAAUGACUGA